AUGUCGCUUCUAGUCGAGAAGACGUCAUCUGGCCGCGAGUACAAGGUCAAGGACAUGUCCCAGGCUGAUUUCGGACGCCUCGAAAUCGACCUGGCUGAGGUCGAAAUGCCUGGCCUAAUGUCCUGUCGAGCAGAAUUCGGCUCCUCCCAGCCCUUCAAAGGCGCUAAAAUCACCGGCAGUCUCCACAUGACGAUCCAAACCGCGGUCUUGAUCGAGACAUUGACGGCACUAGGCGCAGAGGUGCGAUGGUGUUCGUGCAACAUUUUUUCGACUCAGGAUCACGCUGCGGCCGCCAUUGCUAGGGACAGCGCUGCAGUUUUUGCGUGGAAGGGCGAGACACUGCAGGAGUACUGGUGGUGCACCGAGAGGUCCCUCGACUGGGGACCUGAUGGUGGACCUGAUUUGAUCGUGGAUGAUGGUGGUGAUGCUACACUACUCAUUCAUGAAGGUGUUAAAGCUGAGGAGGAGUACGAGAAGACCGGAAAAUUACCUGACCCUGCGACAACUGAUAAUGCCGAGUUCCAGAUUGUGUUGACGAUAAUCCGAGAUGGUCUUAAGACUGAUCCCAAGAAGUAUUCCAGGAUGAAACAAAGGCUUGUUGGUGUAUCUGAGGAGACUACUACUGGUGUGAAGAGGUUGUACCAGAUGCAGGCUAAUGGAACUUUGCUUUUUCCUGCUAUUAAUGUCAAUGAUUCAGUCACAAAGAGCAAGUUUGAUAACCUGUAUGGAUGUUGCCACUCACUCCCCGAUGGACUGAUGAGGGCCACUGAUGUUAUGAUUGCUGGAAAGACCGCAGUUGUAUGUGGUUAUGGAGAUGUCGGCAAGGGCUGUGCCUCUGCCUUGAAGAAAGCCAGUGCACGUGUGAUAGUGACUGAGAUCGACCCAAUCUGCGCUCUUCAGGCCAUUAUGGAAGGCCUCCAAGUUCUUCCCCUCGAGGAUGUGGUUUCUGAGGCUGAUAUCUUCGUAACCACCACUGGUAACAAGGACAUAAUCAUGGUCGGAGACAUGAGAAAGAUGAAGAAUAACGCGAUUGUUUGCAACAUAGGACACUUCGACAAUGAAAUUGACAUGCAAGGUCUUGAGACUUUCCCUGGCGUGAAGAGGAUCACCAUCAAGCCUCAAACGGACAGAUGGGUAUUCCCGGACACACAAAGUGGAGUUAUUAUCUUGGCGGAGGGUCGUCUGAUGAACUUGGGUUGUGCCACAGGGCACCCUAGCUUCGUUAUGUCGUGUUCUUUCACAAAUCAAGUUAUUGCCCAACUUGAGCUGUGGAAGGAGAAGGACACUGGAAAGUAUGAGAAGAAGGUUUAUGUAUUGCCCAAGCACCUUGACGAGAAAGUUGCGGCUCUCCACCUCGGAAAGCUUGGUGCUAGGAUCACUAAGCUUUCUAAGGACCAAUCUGAUUACUUAAGCAUACCAAUUGAGGGUCCUUACAAGCCUCCUCUUUAUAGGUACUAA
Fraxinus pennsylvanica is the source of this 1458-nucleotide messenger RNA. Lineage: Eukaryota; Viridiplantae; Streptophyta; Magnoliopsida; Lamiales; Oleaceae. The record is from the annotation of a GenBank genome assembly.